AAGGUUAAAACAACAAAUUUGCUGAAUGUUCAGGAUCCAGUUUAAAGAUUUAAAAACAAAAGUUUGAAUUAAACUGAGAAAAAUAAAGCUUUAGCGAACAUCAGUAAUCAAAUUGAGUCUAAUUCGCUAAUUGGCACAUCACUACAGGAAGUGUAUCGAUUUUUCUUAUCAAACAAGCAAGAUGUCCAAUUUCAAGCCAGUCGAUGGAUCGAAGGAAGAUUUCCGGAAAUAUCUGGAGCGUAAGGGUGUAAUGGAUUCUAUCACUAAGGUGUUAAUCAAAUGCAAUGCCGACCGGCCUGAAAAUGCAAUCGAGUACCUACUGGAGAAUCUCGGCGAAACUCAGCAGAAGGACACCAUCGAAAGAUUGGAGAACGAUUUAAGCGAGGCCCGUAAUGAAAUUGAAGCACUCAAACUGGAGAUCAAAUCAUUGCGAGUAAACAGUGUGAAAUCAAACUCGAAUUCAAGCGACGAUUCCCUUCAAGAACCGCAAGAUGAUAGUGGAGUGAGCGCGGAUCAGAAUAAUGCGAAUAAUGGGUCAGCAGAAGGAAAGGAAGCCCUUGCUGGCCCGGAAAAAUCGGAAACCGUCGCAAAUGAGUCUAAUGCGAAAGAUGCUGCAACACAGUAAUUGUCUUAUACGUAAACUAGUACUAACUAUAGCCUGUAAUGGUAGCCUAUAUCGAGAGCCCAUAAUAGCUAUUGAUAAUCAUAUCAAAGAUUACGGAACGUCCAAGUACGUGCUUGGUAAGUUGUGCAAAACAACAGCGCUGUGCAAAUUAGAUUGCUUCAAAUUUUAUUUGGUUGCAUACAGUUCAAAAAAUAUUUUGGGUAAUAAGCAAAAACAGUAAGCGUACAAUAAGUAACAUUUCCAUAAUAGUAAACAAAGUUAGGUGGUUGCAUGAAAAUAUUAAAAGGUGUUUAUUCACCGCUCAUUUUAUACUGAAAAUGAUUGAACUAUAUGUCCGCAAUUAGUAAGGUAAAAGUUUUUAUUGCUCAGAUUUUUAUUUUUUUUAGUUUUAAAGAUAAAAUUAAACUAUGAAGUAUGAUGCAUCUGGCGAAGCCUUUUUUCAGUUUUAAGGGGGGGACCCUACUCUGGAAAAUCGGAAAAAUUCAAUUAUAUUUUUUUGCAUUUUCAAGAGGCUUAUACCUUCAGAAAUGACAUUCUAAAAGGAUUUUUUGAUAUCUGAUCUCGUUGAAAAGUUACGGCAAAAACUGUGGAGUCACCUCAAGGGAAGCGCAUCGCUAGACAAAACUUUAAACGCGUUUUUCUCGAAAACAUAUUUUUAAGCUGGCGGUACGCGUAUCUAAGAAUCUCGUGGUUCGAUUCGGCUGAAAUUUUUUUCCAACACGUAAAAAUGAAUGUAUGUAAAUGAUUGUAAAAUUGUUACGUAACCGUUUUUUAAUAUCUCAAUUUGUCAAUUUUUUGUGAGCACUCAAUUGGCGCUUUUUGAUAAAAACAAACACUUCUUUUGGAAAAGUUUCCCCCAUUUUGGUAAUUUUUCGAAUUUUCAAAAUCCGCUACGUAACAAUUUAGGUAUUGACCUAAAGCUUCCAAAUCAUCCUUGAAAUCCGUUCUCCGAUACUCCGUUGGUUCAGGGCACGUACCGCCAGCAAUGAACUGUUUACUAGAGAGCAUCCACGCGCCCUGCUGCCAACAGCAUAAUAGUCACUAUUUUAGCAUCCAAAAAAUACAAAAUAGGGUAGCACGGGGCAAGAUGCCCACCUUAAGCUCACUAUAAAUAUAUACGAAGAAAUCUACAGCAAAGGGCUCAAAACCCUCGCUACGUUAUCUUUUACAGUCUUUUCUAUAACCUGUAUGCAUAUUGGGUGCUAAAAGUUAUAACGCAUAUCAAAUAUUCACGAGCAAAAAUUCAUCGAUUUUUGGGAAUUUUUCCAACCUGCGGGGCAAGAUGACCACCCUUGCGGGGCAAGAUGGCCAUCCUUUCCAAAAGCUAUUAAACCUUCAUUGUGUUUCACGUAUAAUCUAAAUAAUAAAUAUGGAUUCAAGCUGGUCAUAAACUAUUUUAAACAUUAUUUGAAUAAUUUGGAGUGUUUAGUUAACCAUAAAAAAGUUGUUCAUUGAAUGUACGUAUUCCUCUGUGGUCAUUAUUAGACAGAAAUAUGUUAAACAAUGUAUUUUUAUCGAAAACAAAUAAAUAUGCAUGUUUAUUCCGUUACAAAUAUUUUAUGCAGCGAUUGUUGCUGAUUUAAUGUUAUGGUUAUGCAAUUCAGGGUAGCAAUCAUGGUCUAUAAAGCGGUGCGCAUUUUGCCCCGCAAGUAGAUGUAUUUUUUAAAAGCAAUUUGUGGUAAAUACAUUAUCUGCACAAUUGCGGCAAUAUCAACAUCUGAUUCAUUACUAAAAUCAAUACCACGAUAACUCUUUCGUUAGAUGAAUUUUUUUUUAAAUCAUGAUUAAAACCUUAUUUUAUGGCUGCGCAAUCUUAUAAUAAAUGCAGUAUUUUUAAUCAUCGAUCUAUUUUUUAUGUUAUCGAAGAGUUCAAUGAUUUUAUUUUUGUAAUUGUUUGAAUUAUUGUUAGAUGUAGUGUUUAUUUAUGCGUACGGUUACUAAUUAUAUACCUUUAUAGCGUAUGUAACGAUUUUUGGAAGGGUGGUCAUCUUGCCCCGGGUGGGCAUCUUGCCCCGUGCUACCCUACAUCUUAAAAUAUACCUUAACCAAUAACCAGAAUACCCUAAAACUUUAAUACCAGCAUCCGAAAAAAAUUAUGAAAAUUCAUUAUUUUUUGACCUUCCAGAGUAGGGCCCCCCUUUAACAAAACAAAACUAUCUUCCUAAAACUUUUGAUCUUUUGAUAAAUUCAUGUGCUUAGAUGAUAAUUAAACCCAGGUAACCAAUAAGCAUUAGUAUAAGCAGUAAAUCAAUCGAUUAUUAGCAUCCCUGGCGUUUUAUACUGCAGGUUGCUGUUUAUCAGCCUUUUGACUGCAUAACUGUUGUAAAUUGGCAUCCACAAUUCUAUUUAAAAUCUUCUUGUCGGUAACUAGCUGCCAAUAAUCAUUGCCAGCACUAUAUGAGGGCUGGCAGUAAAGUAGCCGCUUAUUUUGCCAAAAUAGCAUUUAAGUAGCGUUUAAGGCAACCUAAAUGCUUAUUGGCUUGCAUUUAAAUUGCAAUGGAAAUGCUUAUUGGUUACCUGGGAAGCUUUUGAUUACAAAUGUUUCAUGCUAAAUAAGUGGUGAAUAAAAACCUUGCAAUAAUUGCAUUGUUAGCUUAGUAUAACGGGUGUAGCUAUUGAACUAGUCAUUAUAUCAAUCAAACCAGGCUGCCAUACAAAUAAUUUCCUAUCCAUAGAUUUAGAGGUAUGCAUUUCUUUUCAGUUCGGUGCAAUACAGAUAUUGUACUAGCGUGUUUUUGGAAUUUAUUAUUUCAGUUGCAGUACUACAGUUCGCAGCACUAUUGUACCGUCCAUAUUCUGUAUCAAAAUAAAGAUGUCAAUAA
Molecule: messenger RNA, 3447 nt
Organism: Sabethes cyaneus
Lineage: Eukaryota; Metazoa; Arthropoda; Insecta; Diptera; Culicidae
Product: c-Myc-binding protein
Exons: 2
Coding region: 182-625 (147 amino acids)
Biological process (GO): regulation of DNA-templated transcription
Cellular component (GO): nucleus
Molecular function (GO): transcription coactivator activity
Source: RefSeq, a predicted model, not a curated record